Messenger RNA from Betta splendens (Siamese fighting fish), 5219 nucleotides. RefSeq lists its product as uncharacterized. The coding region runs from base 1310 to 5173 and encodes 1287 amino acids. NCBI's taxonomy places the organism in Eukaryota, Metazoa, Chordata, Actinopteri, Anabantiformes, Osphronemidae. The transcript has 11 exons. The record is from RefSeq and is a predicted model, not a curated record.
UUAAUAAAAAUAAGUGAGGGAUCGUCGGGCUGUUAAACAUUUUGCAUUUGAUUAAGGUUUAUUCCCUGAAAACAGCUGGCUUGAAGGUAAAUGUUCAACUUAAGAUCAGACCAGGACACAAUCUGUUGAUGACACACCUUUAACAGGAAAGUGAAAGCAGCCAGUGACCAGACUGAGUAGCAAUAUUUUAUAUCGUGACAAGGUUUGACGGCUCAGCUGAAAAAAGCAGGAGUUUAAGAAGAGAUGAUGAAUUGGUGAGUCUUAAAAGAACAGUAGAAGAAAUGGCUGAGAAGAUUGCUCUGUUUGAAAGUUACCUGAGCUGUAAUGUUUGUUCAAAAACGUUCAGAGAUCCUGUGUCUCUGAGCUGCAACCACAGCUUCUGUUCAAGCGGCCUGACACAAUUCUGGGAACAAGCUGGAAACAAGAACUGUCCCAUCUGUAAGAGAAAAUCUUUGGAGGAACAAAAAGUAGUGACUCAGACCAGAGCCAGAGCCCAAAGCUCAGUGUCAGAUCCACAGCUGCUCUCAGGAGCAUUGAUAGAUGUGGCCAAACACCUGGGCAACCUGUCCUUCAGAGUCUGGGACAAGAUGAAGGACAAGGUCCACUUCAGGCCCGUCAUUCUGGACCCAAAAACUGCACAGACACACAAAGCGGCUUAGCGCUCUCUUUUGAGUUUUUUUCAUAUUCAGCUCUUUAUUUUGAAAACCUGAUUGGAAGUGCUAAGCUAACUUCAAGGCACGACGUAGUUAAAGAGGUGUUAAACGCAUUGAAUAGAAUCAGGUAGUGUAGUGGCUACAGGACCAAGGAUGACAUUUGGGGCCGUAUGAGAUUUAGGCACACGGGACUCAAUAUGCACAUUAAAGGUGAUGGGGCAAAAUGAGACAGGGCAGUGUGAGUGUGGUGAGACAUUGGAGCAUGUGAUAUUACAUUGUCAUUUAUAUAGUCGACAAAGGAGGGAAAUUAUCAAUUUUCUGAACUCAGAAUAUUGGGCUUGAGGCUCGGGGUGGUGGAUGUCAGCAGUAGAGCAAUUUUUUGUUUUUUUUAAGGAGACAGGAUUAAAGAGGAGAAUAUAGUUUUUUGGGGUUCCUCUUGUUUGUUUGAUUGUUUGUUUUUUUACUCCAAUAAAUAGACAAUUUGUAGCAACGCCAUAAAAAGCCUAGUAGGUGGCGGUAGUGCACAACUUACAGACCGAAAUCUGCCAUUAAACAAGAAGCAGAAGAAGAAGCGCUACGUUAGUGUCGGCGAAUCAGCGCUAAAGGUAAACAGUUCCAUUGUCUUUGCAGGACAUAUGUGAUAGUUAUGAGGAGUGAUGGACAACCAGACAGCAAAUAGGAACCAGCCACCCUGUCAGUCAUGGUUGGGCCAGAAUGUCUGGCCUACACCUUCUACUCAAGGACCUUUUCUCAACAAACCAACUAACACGCAGCAUCUCAGCACCGGCUUGUCUUCUUCCCAGAGAUCCUUCUUCGACCCCCUCCAGGUGUCGAAUCAGAACUGUGUCAGCGAGCUCAACUCCAUAUUAUCAGGAAACCUCCAUCAAUCAAACCUAUACAAAGCUCCUCACAUCAGCAGUGGCCCAUCGUCCACCACACUAUUUACUAACUGUUCUAUCCCUAAUACCUCCAACAUUAUGUCUUUUAAUCAACACACUCCAUCAAUGCUCCCAACUCCAAGCAAAGGAAAAACUGUACCCACCAAAUCUCAUUCCCAACAAAACCAAGGACUACAGCCCCAACAUUUACCUUUUCAUUCAUCUCACAACUCGUAUAAAGCAUCUUUUCAACUUCCAGUAGAAAAUCAGAAUUUGCCACUUGGACUUCAAGAUCUGUCCACAUCUCUGCCAUCAUGUGGACAACGUCUAAAUAGGCCUCAAGCUUCUUUUGAACAAGCACAUGUGGACUCUGCUCUUUUUUCUGGCUCUACGUUUGGGAAUGCCUUAUCUUCAUCUGAGGAGCAGCCUCAGUGGACGCCUACAUCACACAGUAGGAGAGUUGGAGUUAGGUCUGUUCCCAAAGCAGCUGCUCAUGUAAACAAAAAACAAAAGGUCAAUGUCACUCCACAGUUCCACAGUGAGAAACGACGUUCAGCAAUUUUACAUCAGCGUGCACAGCUACUUAAACAAUUGGCAGAGAUGGAUAAACUUCUGAAGAAAAUUCCUCAAGAUGACAGCAGCAAUGAGGAAUCUGCACCUCAUUUAGCCAAUCAGUUACUUCCUGAAGAAGAUUGUUUAUCACCUGAUUCUUGUGAUGAGCGAGAACCGGAGGAGACUUCUGAUGUGCCAGACAAUCAGCCUUUUUCAGGAGAAUCAGAGGAAAAUGACAUUGGUGAUGAUGAUUUCCCAUCUGACAGUGACAGAGACUCAGCAGAUGAAUCCAGUCACAGCUGUUCUUCCACCUUUGAGGGUGAAACCCCUCCUCAGCCAGCCAAAAAGCAGCCAACACCUGGAAGGUCUUCACACAAUGACAAAAAUGCCAGUCCUGUAGCUUGUGCAAUUCGUCCAAAGCCCUCCGAGAUUGUAGUGUUGCAUUCAGAUGUGAAUGAAAGUCGUUACAGCAAGAGGAAUUACUGUUUGUUCUGCUCUCGGUUAGUAACUAAAAUGGCACGACAUUUAGAGAACGUUCACAGUGACAGAGCUGAGGUUGCAGUUGCGUUUCAGUAUCCAAAAAAGUCAAAGGAAAGAAAGAUGAUAUGGAACAAGCUUAGAAACGAAGGGAACUUUGCACACUACAAAGAAGUACUAAAAACUGGGAAAGGAAAACUUGCUGUACGAGUAAGACCAAAAUGGCCAUCGAAAGUCACAGACUAUAUUCAUUGUCUUUACUGUCGUGGACUUUUUAGCAAAAAAUGUAUGUUUAGACAUAUGAAGACUUGCUCAGAGAAUAAGAAUGAAAAUGAACCUCGGCUAGGAAGAUUGUCUAUAGCUAUGCGGUGUGUGCUGGAGGCUUCAGAAAACAUUGAAAUGAGUGACGGUCUAAGGAAGGUUCUCUGUGGGAUGCUGUAUGACGACGUUACUCAAACCAUCAUAAAUGACAAGAUUAUUUUGCAGUUUGGAGAGCAAAUGUUUGGUCACUACAGCACCGAUGCAAAGAAGAAUGGCUACCUCAAACAAAACCUUCGUCAUUUAGGAAGACUUGUGCUCGAAGCUGCAAAGACAACCCCCCUGAAGAACCUGGAGGAAUUUUUCUGCCUCUCAAGCUUCCGACACGUGAUGUCUACAGUGAACGUCCUGGCAGGAUAUGAUGCCGAAAGCAAAACCUACAAAGUUCCUUCCCUGGCCCUUAAGCUUGGCUACCACCUGCAGAAGGCCUGCAGCAUUGUUCAGGAAAAUGCAGUGAAGAGUGGUGACGACAACAUGGCAGAAUCUGCACGACGGUUCCUCUCUGCGUACAAGAAGAAGUGGAAUAAACUUGUUUCUGUUGGUGCACUAUCGACUUUAAGGGAAAGUAAGUUGGUUACAGAGGCUCAGAAUGUUCCAAAUGUCCAAGAUGUGAAGCGCCUGUUUUUCCACAUUGAAAAUGAUGCUGUUCUCAUUGAGAACAAAUUCAGAGAGACGCCUUCAACUAAAAACUACUCUGCUCUUGCAAAAGUAAUACUUGCUCAAACAAUCCUUUUCAACAGGAGGACCGGAUUAGAGGUGUCCUCAAUGAACGUAGCACAGUUUGCUUCUCUCAAAAAGUCAGAGAUCGUUGAUGACAUGGACAUAACUGUAUCGGAUUUGGAAAGGACCAUGUGUGGCUUCUUCAGCAGAGUUGACAUACGAGGAAACACUGGAAGAAUUGUGCCCAUUUUGCUCAAGCCAUCAUUUGUGUGCGCUUUGGAGCUCCUCAUCAAGGUUCGUGAGAAAUGUGAGGUCCCCAGCCAGAAUGAAUACCUGUUUGGACGCCCCCACACGCUGUCUGCCUACAGCGGGGCAGCAUGCAUCCAGAAUUAUGUGAAGGAAUGUGGACUCACAAACACCAAGGCCUUGAUGCUGCGAAACAUACAGAAGCAUUAUGGAACAAUGCUGCAGAUAAUGUCACUGAAUGAAGAAGAGGCCUACCAGGUUCUAGGCCCCGACAAUCAAGUCCAAGCUCUUCGGCAGAAUAUCAACAUGCGGCUGGAUGAUGAAAUUGGCUCCCAAAAUAUGGCUGAGCAACCGUCCAGUAACCAGUACCAGACUCUUCAUACAAAGGCUGUCAAAUUCCAGAACAACGGCUCCCAAAUCAAGGACAAACGUAAAUGGGAGGAAUCAGAAGUAAAAGCUGUAGAAAAACACUUGAUGCGUUUCAUCCAAGAACACAAGGUGCCUCAGAAGGACGACUGCCUGGCGUGUCUGUCGGCUGAGCCAGGCGCACUGAGGAAACGCACGUGGAAAGCUGUAAAAGACUACGUGAGGAACAGGAGCAUCACCUUACAAAGACAAGGCGGCUUUCCCAAGGCUUCGUCUACUAACAGGCCUCAGCAAGUGAAACGACGCCAUGAAACACGACACACAACAAAAACCCGUAAGACAGCACCUUCAGGAUCUGCCAAACCCAAGGAAAAAGGCCCCAAAAAGAAGGACAAACAUAAAUGGGGGGAAGAGGAGGUUCAGGCCGUGGAACGACACAUGAUGCGUUUCAUUCGAGGACACAAGGUGCCUCAGAAAGACGACUGCUUGAAGUGUCUUUCAGCUGAGACGGACGCGCUAAAGACACGUACGUGGAAAGGAGUGAAGGACUACGUCAGGAACAGGAUCAUCGCCCUGCAAAGAAUUGGCAGCUCCUCCAUGACUUUACAUACAAACAGUACAAACACGAACAGGCGUCAGAAAAUGAAACAAACACAGAAGACACCACGAACAAGACAGGUCAACGUAACAGCACCUUCAAGACCUGUUACAUCCAAGGAUACAGGCUCCACAAAUAAGGACAAACAUAAAUGGGGGGAAGAGGAGGUUCAAGCCGUAGAGAGACACAUGAUGCAUUUCAUCCAUGAACACAAGGUGCCUCAGAAAAUCGACUGCUUAAGGUGUCUUUCAGCUGAGCCGGAGGCGCUGAGGGCACGUACGUGGAAAGGUGUGAAGGACUACGUCAGGAACAGGAUUACAUCACUGAAAAGACAGGGAGAUUCUUCCUGGGCUUCGUACUCACACAGUUACAUAGUCGAACAAGCAGAAUCACAUCUCAGCACCUUAUAUUAUCAGCAGCUGUAAUAGAUGUGAUGUCAACAGAUGUGAUAUAUAAACUUUAUGCAGUUUG